AUGACGACCACCUCGACAAACAAAAUAAAGCUGCCUGUUGCAGCAGAAGAGCUCGAGUUUUUCGCAGAGGAGGAGCCCAUCACCAUCAUUCCCAGCUUUCAGCUGCGGCACAGCGCCAACGGCAUGCUCAGCUGCGUCGGGGGUGAUUAUGGCCCGUUCCGCCCCAACAUGCCGGUGGAGGUGCCAAUCUGGCUGGCGCUCCAGCUGCACAAGCGCGGCAAGUGCCGCAUCAUCCCGCCGCAGUUCCUCGACAUCCCGCGGCUGCAAGCAUUGAUAACGGCGGAGCAGUCGGACCUCGACUCGUUCCAGCCAGUGCCUUUCUAUUUCAUGGAGGUGUGCUGCCUGCUGUUUGAGUCUGCCAAGGAUGCAUUCGGAGACAGCUUCUUCCAGGUGCGGGACCUGCUGCAGCAGUUUGUCAACAUCCGGCGACACAAGAUCGAGGACGGCCUGCGAAUGGUGGCGCAGGCGUCGACCAUUCGACUGGCCAACCUGUCUGCGUACGAGGCCAACCUGAUCCGCCUCAACCUGCAGGGCAGCCUCAAUAUGUUCCUCAAGUUCUCAAAGGUGGAGCUGAUGCUGGAGAACCGGGCUGCCGCGAUGACUCAACCCACACCGGGCUUCUGA
Molecule: messenger RNA, 624 nt
Organism: Monoraphidium neglectum
Lineage: Eukaryota; Viridiplantae; Chlorophyta; Chlorophyceae; Sphaeropleales; Selenastraceae
Product: DNA replication complex GINS protein PSF2
Exons: 6
Coding region: 1-624 (207 amino acids)
Biological process (GO): double-strand break repair via break-induced replication; DNA replication
Cellular component (GO): nucleus; GINS complex
Source: RefSeq, a predicted model, not a curated record